Molecule: messenger RNA, 2106 nt
Organism: Zophobas morio
Lineage: Eukaryota; Metazoa; Arthropoda; Insecta; Coleoptera; Tenebrionidae
Product: nose resistant to fluoxetine protein 6-like
Exons: 11
Coding region: 1-2106 (701 amino acids)
Molecular function (GO): acyltransferase activity, transferring groups other than amino-acyl groups
Source: RefSeq, a predicted model, not a curated record
AUGAAUUUAGCCAAAACCGUCACACAUUUACAAGCUUGCAUUGUAACUUGUUACAUUCUAAAUGCCACAAAAGCAGCUCCUCGAAACAAUACCCCAUCAAAGGCGUUUUCUUAUAAUGUGGCCGCAUUUCCUGAAAAAAUCGCAACCCAAGCGAAAAAUAACGGAACGGCGAAUAAGAAAGGGGCCGUGAAAUUAACAAUGAAACAAGGCUUGAUAAUGAAUCAAAUUAUUGCCACUUAUGCCCUCAACGCGCCUCGAGAUUUGUUGUGCAAAAGGCAAGUCGAAGAUUUCAAGAACGGGCUUCGAUCUCUGGAACCGUGGGCUCUAAGGAUGUUUGACUCGUCCUCUAAAUUACAACCGGGUGUCCUAAUGGGGAACAUGGUGGAAUACGGCGCCUUCGAGCAAUGUUUAAGCAUUUAUAAAGAAACAGAAAAUGGUCCUCUACGUGGAAAACACUGCAGUUUUCGACUAAUUCCUGGAGAAACUAUACUCAAGACUGUAAUAGGAUUCCGGAAUGUGUCUCAUAAGCGCUUCGAGAAAAUAAAAAGCAGCGUAAUUCAGGGCGUGAGAUUAAUCUGGUCCGUUUGCAUUCCCGAUUCGUGUCCAGCUGCUGACGUUCUCAACCAUUUCAACCGAACAAUAAUGGAACUUGCACAGGGAUUAGAAAUAACAGUUACGCUGAAAGAAGAAAACUGCAUGACUUUAUCGACUCGACCGCAGUGGAGUUCAGGAGAAUAUUCUUUUUUGAUUUUAGCGGGAGGGGUGGUUUUUGCUGUUCUAGUUUGCACAAUUAUUGAUUUAAUGAAGAGGUCGUCUAAUCACUUUGUUAGAAUAUUUUCAGCGUUUUCGAACGGCAGGCGGUUAUUGUCGAGAGGAAGCAAUCAAUCGGAAUUGAAUUGCUUACAUGGGAUUAGAUUUAUCAGCGUGUGUUACGUCAUGUUCGGCCAUAGGUUUAUGAGUGGGAUGCUCUUUCCAUCAAUUAAUUCCUUGGAUUUGAUCGACUGGGUUCUGAAGUACACGAGCGCGAUCAUAAUUGGAGGGACAGUUUGCGUGGAUUCUUUCCUUUUUGUCAGCGGGAUGCUUGUCAGUUACGGCUUCUUUGAAACCGUUACGAAAAAUAAGAGGUUUAAUGUGGUCCUUUUUUACGUUCAUCGCUAUAUAAGGAUCACUCUUCCUCUCUCGGUGGCCGUCAUCGUUUAUUCCUCUUUCAUCCAGCAUUUUGGAUCGGGGCCUUUAUGGCGUGAAACCUACCUUGGGAUGCAGUUGCCAUGUCGACGCUUCUGGUGGAGCGCACUCCUCCACGUCCAGAACUACGUCAAUCCCAACUUUUUGUGCAUACCUCAAACGUGGUAUUUAACAUGUGAAAUGCUUUAUUAUUACUUUUCGCCAAUUAUUCUAUACCCGUUAUGGAAAUGGCCACUGGUGGGUUCCAUAAAUUUAAUUGUUGUAUAUAUUUUCUCGGUUGGAAUUAAUUUUUAUUUGGCUUGGGAGAACGAGUAUCCAGGUGGAAUGCCUCUAACGAAGCAGCUUUUCGAAACAAGAUAUUUCCAGCGACAUUAUAUAGCUCCGCAUGUUAGAGCUUCGCCCUACGUAAUAGGAUUAGGUUUCGGAUAUACGAUAUUCAAAACAAAAGGAAAAAGAAUCGAGACGAGGCCCGGAAUCAACGUAUUCGGCUGGAUAAUAACAAUAAUUUUGAUGUGUUCUGUUGUUGUGGGUUCUCACGUAUUUCAAGAAGAAAAUCACGAUUACAAUCGUAUCGAAUCGUCGCUGUACCUUUCUUGUUCCAGAUCGGCCUGGGUUUUAGGGAUCGCCUGGAUUACGUGGGCCUGCGUUCAUGGAUACGGAGGCUUCGUAAACGACAUUUUAUCCCUGCACGUAUUCCGUAUACUGGGCAGAGUGGGUUACGGCGUUUUCCUUUUUCAUAUGUGCUUUCAGUUUUUAAAGGACGGAUCAGCUAAAACGCCUGCCUAUUUUUCAGACUUCCACAUGCUGUACGACUGCUUCGGAGAUUUAGUGAUAAUGAUAGUCGCAGGAGCACUUUUCGCCCUCUGCUUUGAAUAUCCUUGUUUAACAAUCGAAGCCGUGCUGCUGAGGAGAAAAACGUAA